AUGGCAGAGCCAGAAGACACCUUGAAGAGUUCCGCCCCAGCCCCAGCUGAUAACCGCAGAGGGCGGGUCCAUUCCCUGUUUACAGACCCGGCACUUCAGAAGAAUACCCUAGCUGUCCCGGAGGUCCCGCACACAAGGGCGUUGGAUACGAAAGUGAUGGAAACGAGAGCAUCAGAGUCUUCUGUCAUUCGUAACGCCCAGGAAGCCGACAGGUUUACCAUUAGCCCGGACAAAGAGAAGGCCACCACUGGGCAUCGGCUGCUGAAUAUGCUGAGAAAAACUCUUCAGGGGUCUGAGAGUGAAGAACUGGAAAUAGCACCAUCUGCGCUACCAUCUUUGGUGCCAUUUGGGGAUGUGGUUGGCUGCCUGGCUAUUCACAUAAAGAACUGCAGAAAUUUUGUGCAGAGACCCAGUUCACAACAUUUCAUUGAUUUGUUCAUUCGCAUCUCUGUAAACAACAUUGUGAAAUCUACAAAACGUCGUACCUUGCUUUCAAGAGACAGUGAAAAGAGUACUGUAAUUAAGUUUGAUGAAAUUAAGUAUUUUUCCGUGCAGGUUCCCCGACGUCAAGAUGAUACGCGGAAUAAUAUUACCUUGGAAGUAAUGCAACGUAGCAAUACAGAAACUAAUCCUGUCUUAUUAGGGAGUGCUGAGGUACAUCUUUAUGAAGUAAUUCAGAAAGGGUGCUUUACUGAAGAAUUACAGAUAAUGAAUAAAAAUACAUGUAUCUGCAGGUUGGAAGUGGAAUUUAUGUUCUCCUAUGGAAAUUUUGGUUAUGGAUUUUCACAUCAGUUAAAACCUCUUCAAAAAAUUAUUGAACCAUCUAUGUUUAUGAAUGUUGCACCACCUCCGGAAAGACGAGAUCCCAUGACAAAUGUUAUAAUACCACGGCCAGUAGAAUAUCCAGCAUUUUUAUCCCCAGACCUGAAUGUUACUGUUGGGGUUCCACCUGUUUCUAAGGAGUCCCACCAGAAACCUGCUGUGCGACUUGAAAAACUUGAGCAACAACCCGGGGAAAGGCUGGAAAGAAUGAAAAAGGAAUAUAGAAAUCUGGGUACAUGGAAAGAAAAAGUUGACUAUUUAGAAAACCUUCUGAACCCAAAAUUGGAACCUAAAGAAUCUGAGGAAAGUAAUUUUGAUGAAGAUCUUGAAAGUCAGAGUAAUGAUUUAGAUGAAGAGAAGCCUGAAAAUAUCACAUUAGAUACCCCUGACAAUGAACCUGAAAUUACUCCAAGUGAGUCGCUGGGUGAUGAUAACAAAGAAGGCCUGCCCACAUCAACUUUGAGCCAACUGUACCAACCUAAUUCAAUUCCUACUACUCCUGAGAGUGUUACUUCAACACCUCCAUCCUCAGACACUCUACUGCCCUCUAUUCUUCGGCAGGAAAAAUACGUAGAAAACAAAAUACGGUCUUCCAAUGAAGGCCAAUCAGAAGUCAAGCCAGAGGAAAGAAAGAGAAGUAUACCACUCAUACCAGAAGUAAAAUCAGAUGAUAGACAUCGAAGCAUUUUGAAAACAAUUUCAUCUCUAUCAGAGGUGGCUUUUUCAUCAAAAGAACACUUUCCAUCAUAUUUCAGAUCAGAAUAUAUAGAGUUGAAACCAAAAUAUCAAUUUCAGAAAGACAAGAAGAGUGGUUUUGAUCCUUUUCUAAGGAACAUAAACAACAAGAUGUCAGUCAGGAAAAGGAAAGACCAAGAUAUUUACCAGUGUAAAAAUACUUUAAGUUCAGAGGUUAUAGAGCAUGAAGACCAAGAUCCUCCUCACCCAACACGUUCAAAACUUGUAGGAUAUAGCUGUGUAUCCCGGGCCCAUUGUGAUCCUACUAUCAAUACAAUGAAAACUUUGGACCCUAAGAGUAAGUCAGCCCAUGAUCCUGCUAUCAAUACAAUGAAGAAUUUAGACUCUAAUAAUAAGUUAAAGGAAAGACUACCAAAUUUACCAUGCUUCAGAGAACCAUCAAAGACUGGAAACAUAAGUACCCUUCACCUCUCAAAGUCAGUAAGUCUUAACCCCCAUAUAGAAAAUUUAAAACAAUCAAUGGUGCUCAAGUCCAUUUUAAGUAAAAAUCUGCAAGAUCUUUCUGAUAAGUUAUUUUCUAAACCAGAAGUUUGUCAGAACACUGAAGCAAAGAAGAAAACUAGUUCUCCAUCUCUGUGUAUUCAGGACAAACCAGCAAAUUGUUUGGAAAACAAAGUAUUGGAAACAAUUCAAGAUUUAAACAGCCGACUUUCGGAAAAAAACAUUUCAGAUUCAAAGUGUCUUUUAGCUCAAGUAAUUAAAAACAUCACCUCAGACUUACUUUCAGAAUGUAAAUCGGGAAAAUCUCCAAAUGUAGACAAAGUUGUCUCUGAGGCUGAUCGAAUAGAUUUUCCGAUGAAAAAAAAGAGUAGUUUCAAAAAGAAACAUUUAACAAGUGAGGUAUCUAGCCCCGUGUCAGGUUUCAGCGGAAGUAUACAUGACUAUAUUAUAAAGCAAAUAUUCACUGCACCUAUUUUCUCACAGUUGGAGAAAAGCAUGAAAGAACUGAGCGAGACAGAGAUGAACCUGCAGGAUCAGUUACGCAAAUCUUGGGAGACACGGUUAUCUUCCAGUAUUCUAGUUAACUAUGGAGAUAAGGAUGAUGAAAUACAAUUGCCACAGUCCAAAUCUGUGAUAAGUGAGAUAAUACAAGCAUUUCCUGUAGAUACUCUUUUAGAAUCUGGGCUAAUAAAAGUGAUGGAACUAGAUAGAGAACACCAGAUGAGCACUUUGGUGAAUACAGAGGAAGCCUCUUCUGAAGAAAUCCCCAGGGAUUCCACACAUGAUCCAGAAAUCAAAAGAAAGACACAAUUUCUUUCAAGACCCAGUGUUCCCAAAGAAUCCACUUCUGGGCGUAGAGUUGAAUUUAUAGAAGACAGCCAAAACAUGUUCCUAAGAGAUUCAAAAUAUCAUUCAACACCAGAUACAGUAACAGAUUCGUCAAGUCAGAGACUUGAUGGAGAAGAAAGUGACCUAAUGUUUAUUUUAGAAAGUUUUGGUAGCUCAUUAAUGGAUAAACUUCAUGAGUCUGAUACACCAAUGUUAAAAUCCUUUUUAAAAAACAUAUUUAAUGCUUUUUUCAACUAUAGUCAACCUGAAAAAAGACAACAACCAGAAAAGGAAUUAGAAAGUCUAAUUCAACAUACUUUUUCAAUUGACACAGAACACUCUGAAGAAAUUCAAGGGAAUUCGAAUAAAGCAGACAGAUUAGACAGAAAACCUGUUUUGAGUCCAAAGCUACGUGUGUUUCUAGAAGAACUCUCAGAGUCAGAAGUUAAAAAUUUAAAAUCUGAGUUGAGUAAACAUAUCCAGCAUUAUCUUGUAGAAAGACUCUCAGAAUCAGGACAUAUCACCAAGGAGGAUUUACCAAAAAUCUACCAAAAUCUGUAUCUUAUGAAUGAGAAAGAACUGAAAGAACAGAAUGCUUUUCCAGGGAAAUAUUCAGAAACUGUUAAAGAAAUCAUGUCUUUUGUAAAUAAAUUUAAUCAUCAAUUCAUAGAUAAACAUUUAGAAAUAAAGCUAAGAUCUUUUUUAAAUGAAAUUCUCCAAAACUAUUUCCUUUCAAACCUUUCAGAGAGCAGUUUAUUUAAUGAGACAGAAUCCAUGACUAUCCACUCAAACAUGGCUUCUGUAAGAACCCAAAGUGCCUCAUUAUCUCCUCAUGAUAUUUCAGGCGGGAGUUUUGGUGGAAAGCUUGAAAUAAACAUGAAAUAUCCUUUAAGCAAAUCUUUACAAAACUUCCUUAAAGCUUUAUCAGAAAAUGAAUUAUUAAAUUUAAAAGCCGAUUUGAGCAAACAGCUCCAGAGACUUUUUAUAGAAAAGCUUUCAAAAUUAGGACUAGUGACAGAGAGGCAAUUAGAGGGGAUCAACCAGCAUAUAAGCUUGUAUAAUUCUAGUUCGAUACCAUUAAAAUAUAUAAAAACAGAUUUGCCUUUCAGAGAUGAAAAUUACUUUCUGGGAGAACAUUCAGAAAAGCAAAGUAAAUAUUCAAAACUUGGUCAAAGCACUUUACCAAAAGUUUCUGAGGAGAAACGUAUAGGAUUAGAAUUGGUCAGAAAGGAAGAAAAGGACUAUUUUUCCUUGAACAAUUUAAAAGAGAAUCCACCAACAAUUAGGGAACAGAAAAAUUAUUGCCCCGGAGAAGGCUUUAAAGCAGUAAGUUUAAGAAAAGAACCACCUUCCAACAAAAACGUCCAGGCUGUUCCAUUAAAUAAGUCAUCAGACAGACCUACAGAUAUAUUGCUUAAGAAACACAAGAAAGAACAUGGUUUCAUGCAGUUUCCUCGAGCAGAAAAUUCUGUUUAUAAAACAGAGAUGCAAGAACCAUACAGUCGGGAUGGCAAAUCAAAAAUGGUUCCAUCAAAAGUUUGCUGUGAAAGGACAUUGAAAGUGAAGCCCUUUGAUAAAAAGGAGAACAUUAACGUUUGCAAAUUGUCUGCUCAGGAAAAAACGGAAACAGUACUUCUGUCAUAUCCAAGAAUUCCUAAUUGCAAAAUACCAAGGGAAGAGGAAGAAUAUUUAAAUAGAUUCACUCCCCCUUUGUGGCAGAAUAACUUUUUAGCUCAUUUCAAUUCAGAGAUUGAAGAACAAUCAAAGUUAGACCUAUACUGUGAGAGAUUUAAAGGAAACAAUAACAAUAAUAAAAAACAUUUAGUAACAUAUGCACAAUAUGAAAGAGAACUUCAAAAUCUUUAUAUAAACCCAAGUGAAAUUUGCAUUGAAAAAUAUGCCAAGGUCCCCAAACCACAAUCCUUUAAGUAUAAAGAAAAUAAGAAAAACUCAAAACCAUCCUUCUUCCCAGAAGUAUUGAAGAGAGAAAACAUAAAACCCAAGGUUCGGAAAGAAAGAGAUUAUGCCACCAAACCAAAAAAGUCACUUAACAAGGUAGUUAGGAUCCUACCAACCAUGCUGCCUACCACAAGAAGUCAUCUAAGGAAAUCUGCGCCAAGGACUUUGCUUCACUGGACUGCACGGAGAACUAUACAUGAUUGUUCAGAUAGAUUUGAGGAUCUACAUGUGCCCUCAGUGCAGCAUCUUAAUAGAACAAAAUCAAGAGCAAGACUUGUAGCAAAGAGCCCAGAUGAUAGCUGCAAUCAGGCAAAACACGCUGCAAGGCCAUAUACUGCUCCAGAGCCUAACAAACGACGAGAAUACUACACGGGAAAAUUCGCAAGUCCUCGAAUGGUUUCAUCAGGCUUAGCAAAUACAAAUGAUACAACCCCAGACUAUGAAAUACGUAAAAUGCGAAAAAAAAAGAUUAAAAGAGGAUAUUGA
Messenger RNA from Sciurus carolinensis (gray squirrel), 5292 nucleotides. It is a transcript of the gene Catspert, whose product is annotated as C2 calcium dependent domain containing 6. NCBI's taxonomy places the organism in Eukaryota, Metazoa, Chordata, Mammalia, Rodentia, Sciuridae. The record is from RefSeq and is a predicted model, not a curated record.